UCCUCCCAUCCCUACAAACGUACCCUCCUCCCGUCUCUUAAAACGUAACCAAAAUUCGAUCAAAAUAAAUUUGGAAUAUCACAAAAAUCAUAAUUCGCACCUGAAAUAGAAGGAAAAUGCACUUACCUGGCCAUCCCCAGCUGAAGAGAGUGCACUAAGCCAGCGUUUGUAAACGGAAACGAAGUAAUUGGCCAAAAGCGGAGUCAUGGAGGAGAAUAUGUGGAUCAUUGAGUUGGAGUCGGCGCUGCUGGACGACUGCAAUGUCAACGACAUCUACAGCAUUUGCCAGGGAAAAGCCCUGCCGGAGGCCCUGCGUCCGGAUGUGUGGCAGGUGUGCCUGGAUGUGCGCCACAAAUCGGAUCAGAUGUCGCUCUUCAACGAGAUCUACGACCUGCCCUUCCAAAGUCAACUGCGCGAGGAUUGCCAGCGGCACGUCGAUCGCAUGGGCAACGACGAGGAGGACAAGGUCUCGGUGGUCUCCGACCUGGAGUCCAUCAUCACGUUCUAUUGCAAGAACAGAAAUCUACAGUAUGAGCCGGAUAACGGCUGGAUAGAGCUGCUGCUCCCGCUCUUCGCCUUGAAGCUAAAUCGCUCGGAUACCUUCAACCUGUUCGAGUCCAUCCGGGACACCUAUAUACCCAAGGGCUGUCGACCCAAGGGCAAUGUCUUCCACGUUUUCCGGCUGCUCUUGCUCUACCACGAUCCGGAGCUGUGCACUCUGCUGGACACCAAGAAGAUCACACCCGACCUGUACUCGCUGACCUGGUUCCAGUCGCUUUUCGCCUCCUGCAGCAGCCUGUCGGUUAUCAUCGCCAUGUGGGACCUGUACUUCCAGAACGCCGACCCCUUCAUGGUCUUUUUCCUCGCGCUGAUUAUCCUAAUCAACGGAAGGGAGCAGAUCCUGCAGAUGAGGAGCUCGUCCAAAGAGGAGAUCAUUAAGUUCCUGGGCCUUAUGCCGUGUGCCCUGGAAUUUGAUGAUGUCCCCGACUUUUGCUCCCUGGCUCAGUACUAUGCCCUGAAGACACCGACUUCUUUUAAGACAGACUACCUAAAAGCGCUGUACGGAAAGCAAAACGACACGCCGCGCAGCCAGGAGGAAGCCAACAAGGUUUCACAGGCACUGUGCUUGCCCGUCUCCGUUUACGAGCUGGUUGAAAACUCGGCCACAGAAUUUCCCGUGCCGGAUGCAGUUCGAUUCUUUCUCGUGGACUGUCGACCGGCUGAGCAGUACAACGCCGGUCAUCUGUCCACGGCAUUCCACUUGGACUGCAACCUGAUGCUUCAGGAACCGGUCGCCUUCGCCACCGCCGUCCAGGGCCUCCUGACCGCCCAGCGACAGGCCAUCGAGGCCAACUCGAAUGCCGGGGGCGAGCAUUUGUGCUUCAUGGGCAGCGGUCGCGUGGAAGAGGACCAGUACACACACAUGGUGGUGGCCUCAUUCCUGCAGAAGAACACCCACUACGUUUCGCUGCUGACCGGCGGCUAUGCCUCCAUCCACGACUACUUUGGCGACCACAUGGCCGACUGCCUGGAGGAUCACAAUGUGCGCAAGUGCCUCGUCUGCCAGCAGCACAACGUCCAGCAGACAAAAUCAGCGUCGCUUAAGACCUCGGCGCCCUCCUCUACCGACCUGUUUAGCAAGUUCUCCGCCGCCAUGAAGUCAAAGUCUGCGGAGGUCAAAGGAAAACUUCUGGACAUCAUAGUGAAUCCCAGUGCUAAUGGCGGAGCCUCGGCCAGCGGCUCGAACGGCGUGCCAGCUGCGCCGGCCCAGGAACGCCAUGUCAGUGCCAAGGAGAGGAAUGGAAAGCGAUACCGCAAUGUGGCGCCUGUUUUUAGCAUUGACGAUGAGAACGACGACGCCUUGGAUGGGUCGGAGGAGCGGGAUGAUCAACCGCUGGGUGGCGAUGGCAAGGAAAUCGUUAAUCUGAACCAGUACUUCAAGACGGCGGACAUAAUCAACGCCUUCAAGUGCCAGGAAGUGCACAUGAGCGGCUACAUGUACGACAGUCACUUGAUCAUCACGCCCGGCCAACUAGUUGUGCUCCGGGAACUGGGACGCGGUCAGGCGCAGAUAAUGGUGCGACGCCCACUGGCCAGCAUCGUGAAGAUCACAGCCAAGAAACGACACCGCGACCUGAUCACCUUCAAGUACGGAUUCCCAGAUGGCGACGGCCUGCUUAUCACGGACAUGGAUCGCUUUCUUAUCCCAAAUGCCGCCGAAGCAACGUCCCUUGUCUCAAGGCACAUAAUGCAGGUGCUGGAAAAAGCCAAGUAGGAUAAACUGAACAUCCCCAACAUGCUUUUCUUGUUUCCCCUCCUUUCCCGCAUAAAGCUUUAUUUCAUAAACAAUCACACGCGGGCGCUGCUGAGAGCGCUGUAACUAGUUUGUAAUUGGCAAUGUUUUCCUUGUAGUAUCUGACAAAUUGUAGUUCUUAUUGUAAACGAUGGCCUGCAAUUGUAAAAUAGAGCACUCGUUGCAGAGUCCGGAAAUGGAGAAAGUAGAGGAACGUAGUCCCAGAACACAUCGCCAGCAUGCCCUGCCCUUGGCCCAGAUUUUAUAAAUUUCUAAGUGCAAUGAAAGGAAACCUUUACUGAAGCCUUGAGACUUACAACGUGUAAAUGAAGAGAGUAACUAAUAUUUAUUGCAAUUAAACCAAACAAAUAAAACUGUAUUAUAAUCGACACAA
This is a messenger RNA of Drosophila biarmipes, 2687 nucleotides long. It is a transcript of the gene TBC1D23, whose product is annotated as TBC1 domain family member 23. Gene Ontology annotation, cellular component: trans-Golgi network. NCBI's taxonomy places the organism in Eukaryota, Metazoa, Arthropoda, Insecta, Diptera, Drosophilidae. The transcript is spliced from 3 exons. The record is from RefSeq and is a predicted model, not a curated record. Bases 206 to 2275 code for a protein of 689 amino acids. Gene Ontology annotation, biological process: retrograde transport, endosome to Golgi.